AGUAUUCCCACCAUGCCAGCCAAACCAGCACCCAUUAAAAAAUCAGCCAAGAUGGCUGUUGUUAAAGAGGAGAAGCCGGCAGAGCCCGAGCCUGCGCCCCAGGCUCCCCCCGCAGAAGCACCACCACCACCAGCUGAAGAACCUGCCCCAGCUGACACUACCCCCCCAGAAGCACCUGCUCCUGAAGGCCCAGCUGAGGAAGCGCCUCUUCCCACUGAUGCUCAAGCUGAUGCUGCCCCUGCUGAACCUGCACCUGUAGAAGAACCACCUAGAGCACCAACACCACCACCUUCAGCAGUGCCCACAAGUGCUCCUCUAAACCUCACCGUGGUCGAUGUCAAUGACGACUCAGUCACUCUUAAAUGGAGGACCCCCGAGACCAUCGGAAAGGGUGGACUGGAUGGAUACACCGUGGAAUACUGCAAGGAAGGAUCUUCUGAAUGGGUGGUCGCCAAUGUCGAGCUCAACCCCUCCAACCGCCUUGUCAUCAAGAACCUGACAACCGGGGACCUGCUUAACAUCCGUGUGGUGGCCGUGAAUGUUGGAGGCCGGAGCGAGCCUGCCACCCUGCCUCAGCCUGUUGUCAUCCGAGAGAUCUUGGAUCGGCCCAAGAUUCGUAUGCCCCGUGCCCUGAGGUCAAAAUACACCAGGCAAGUUGGAGCACAGAUCAACCUUGUCAUCCCGUUCAUUGGCAAACCUAAACCAGUGAUAUCAUGGAUCAAGGAUGGCCAGCCUUUGGAUACAAAGAAGGUGAACAUCCGCAACAGCGACAAGGACAGCAUACUCUUUAUCCGCAAGGCGGAGAGAGAGGACUCCGGUGUCUACGAGAUGACCGUGAAGGUGGACAGUUUUGAAGACAAGACUUCCCUUCUUAUUCAGAUCGUCGAUCUACCUGGACCACCUACCUCAGCCAAACUGGUUGACACCUGGGGCUUCAAUGCAGCUUUGGAAUGGACCCCUCCCAAAGACAACGGCAACACUGACAUCACAGGAUACACCGUUCAGAAGGCAGACAAGAAAACUGGAGACUGGUUCACGGUUCUAGAGCACUUCCACAGGCUCAACGCCACAGUCUCUGACCUUGUGAUGGGAAAUUCAUACAGCUUCAGAGUUUUCACUGAAAACAUGGUCGGAAGGAGCGAAAGCGCGGCAGUCACGAAAAACAUUGCUCAUAUUCAGAAAACAGGUAUUGUCUACAAGCCGCUGGAGUACAAAGAACACGAUUUCAGCGAAGCUCCCAAGUUCACAGCCCCCCUCAGCGACAGGGCAGCAACUGUGGGCUACACCAUGAAGCUACUGUGUGCGGUUCGUGGAACACCAAAGCCUAAGAUCGAAUGGCUGAAGAAUCAGAUGGUUAUAGGGGACGAUCCCAAAUACAGGCAAAUCAACAGCCAGGGAGUUUGCUCACUCGAAAUUCGCAAACCGUCCAACUUUGAUGGCGGAGUCUACACUUGCAGGGCCAAGAAUGCUCUGGGUGAAGCUACAGUGGCCUGCAAGCUGGAGGUCAAAAAGGUGAUUGUUCAAGAAGAGAAGAAAUAAACAGUACCUGAUGAGGAGCAGAAAGCAAGACCUUAGAUAUAAAACGAUGUUUACAGUGGUGCUGGAAGACGAGCUGAAGUGUGCCGAGCCUCAACCUUGUUUCUAUGAUAACUUCUUUGAAUAAAAUAUAAGAAAUAUUUGAAAAUUGCUUUUAGGGGUUAUAACAAUUCUUGAGUGCUAACAGGAGGAGUUUGGUUAUAAAUAAUUGUAUAUUGUUUGCUUGUCACACUAUUUACAACUUGUUUGUUUUGUUAAUAAGACCCUCAUUGUAACGCAGUCUGUUUCCGAUUAAAAGAAAAUAAAUUCAAGACACCCUUUAUUACAAACUUACAUGAUAUUGCACAAAUGGUUGUGAAUUAGCUGCUUGCUCUUUAAAUUGUAUUUUGUCUCUGGAUAAGGUCCUGCACUGUGGAGAGUUUUAUUGAUUAAACUGUGUUGUUAUAAACCGGCCUGUAUCACUUUAUAAAGAUAAAGUUUAGAGUCAGUGCAGUUUUGAACAGUGGUCACAGAUCUAUAUCUUCAACAAUGCCAUAUUGGUUGAGUAAAGGAAGCAUGAAGGGUUUAAAUUUGGAUUUGUGGUCGUUUGUUCUUGUUCAGUAGCUUUGAACAGAGAGAGGUGAACACGAUUAACAUCUGCAUUGACAGUUUAACUUCUACUAACUCACACGAUACAUCAUCAUUUCCAGACUUAAGUUCUACUUAAACGCAAAACAUUACCAAAGUGUCACAAUCCAAAGCAGCAAACUAUUGUCUCUGCCCAUGAGCCAGUUUGCAACUCAUCUUGAGUUUUGACAUCCUUGCUUUGCUGUUGGGUUACUAACUACGUUAAAAAAAACCCACCCCAGCUGUGGUUGCAGGAUGUAGGUUCACCACGUGUCAGAUGAGUGUUACUUAGAAACAAAAAUGACUAAUAUUGAUACCUAACUCAUAAACUAUAAAAAUUGCAACAUGUCUGAAAAAAUGAAACACUGUAAUGCAAAAUAUUUCAGUAAUAAAGUCAAAAUUGUCA
Messenger RNA from Triplophysa dalaica, 2548 nucleotides. RefSeq names its product myosin binding protein Ha (gene mybpha). NCBI's taxonomy places the organism in Eukaryota, Metazoa, Chordata, Actinopteri, Cypriniformes, Nemacheilidae. The record is from RefSeq and is a predicted model, not a curated record. Gene Ontology annotation, molecular function: protein binding. Bases 13 to 1539 code for a protein of 508 amino acids. The transcript has 14 exons.